This is a messenger RNA of Eleginops maclovinus (Patagonian blennie), 2004 nucleotides long. RefSeq names its product arrestin domain-containing protein 3-like. Lineage: Eukaryota; Metazoa; Chordata; Actinopteri; Perciformes; Eleginopidae. Gene Ontology annotation, biological process: protein transport. The transcript is spliced from 6 exons. The coding region runs from base 127 to 1590 and encodes 487 amino acids. Gene Ontology annotation, cellular component: plasma membrane; cytoplasm. The record is from RefSeq and is a predicted model, not a curated record.
CAGACCGGACGCCAUCAGUCCCCCACAUCAUACCGUUCAGAGAAAGUGUUUGGAAACGAGAAGUUGGAUCGAUCAUAUGGUUUUAUUUAUUGUACUUGUUUAAUCUUACUGACGCUCGCAACGACAAUGCCUUCGAUUCAAAGUUUAACUUUGACUUAUGACGCGCUGAAUGAGCACAGGACGUUUUCGGAGGGUGACACUAUCUCCGGGAAAGUAACACUGGCCUUGUUAAAGCAAGUCACAGUAGAUAGCUUUUUUAUUAAAGCAACAGGAGACGCUGACGUACAUUGGACGCAAAAGAGCGGCGAUAAGACCCAUUCAUACUCUGCACAUAAGAGAUAUUUCAAACUAAAGCAGUUUUUCAUCCCAGAGGCCUCCAAGGACACUAUAAUUCCCAAAGGAAUCCAUGUCUACAGAUUCAGUUUGAGCAUUCCACAAGGAAACUUCCCUUCAUCCUUCAAGGGAACUCAUGGAAAGAUUGUCUACAAGCUGGAAGCCAAGCUGUCCAGGAGUUGGAGGAUGGACCAAUCAGUGGAACAGAAAAUACUGUUUGUCUCCAGGUGUUAUCCUAACCUUCAUUCUCUGAUGUUGCCCCAAAUUGGUGCAACAAAGAAAGAGCUUGGACUUUUCUCCAAAGGAAAAGCAGACAUGGAGGUCAAGAUCGACAGGAUGGCCUAUGCCCCAGGUGAAACUAUCACAGUUUUUGCCAAAAUUAACAAUGCUUCAUCCAGUGAGAUGACACCAAAGUUCAGUUUAGGCAAGAAGGUGCUUUUCCGUGCCAGAGGUAGUACCAAACAUGAGGAGUGCACUAUCAUCAAAGUGGUGGAAAACCGUGUUAAAGCCUAUACACAGCUGGAAAUCAGGUGUGGAAUGAAGAUUCCUCUCGAUCAGGUAACAACUAUCCAGAACUGUGACAUCCUCUCAGUGGAAUAUCAUUUAAAGGCUUAUCUGGACAUCAGCUUUUCCUUCGAUCCAAAGGUCCUCUUCCCAGUGGUCAUUGUUCCUUUAGACUUUGUUCCUGCCCCUCAGCCUGUUGUGGCUACAAGUCCCUAUCCAGCAAGGGCUGCUGGGGGCCCGAGCAACAGCGACUUCCCUCCCCCUGCGGUGUCAAGUCAUCCUUAUCCUGUAUUCCCAUCCUCAGGCAGUUAUGGAGACCCAGGAGCCCAAAUGUAUUCAGCACCACCACCUGUGUACCCCGGUUACCCAACAGUGUUUCCUUGUCCACCAGCUGUUUACCCUGCUCAGUCCGCAAAUGUGAGUGGGGGAUACAACAACCAAGUGCCUCAGGUGCCUUUUCCAUAUGGUACUCCAUUUUCAUGUUCAUCAUCGUCUUCUGUGCUUCACCCUCCACCUACUGCCCCAACAUUACAAACAUCCCAAUCUGCCCCAGCGAUCCAGCCACCCCCAUCUCUCCCAGCGACCCACCAAACCCCUCCUUAUUCAUCGUUCAAUGUGUCCCCAAGUGCUCCACCGUCCACGCUGCCUUCUGCACCAAUGAUGAAUACAGACUUCCUGGGUCAACAGGAUGAAGCUCCUCCAGCAUAUACAUUCCUUUUCCCCUCCUCUGCUUCUAACUCAGAUGCAAACUAAUAGUCUGAUUACUCAAUGACUGGAUUGGUUUAUUAAUCAUGAUGUAAGAAAAAAAGCAUGGAUAUGAAAUUUAAAAGGCAUUGUGUGGAACAUUCACUUUUUGCAUGUAGAAAAGUAUACCCAAAGUAUCACAUAUGCAUUGUAUGUGAUAGUGGUGUUGUGGCCAAUACAGAUUGAUCAUUAGUUUUGUUCAGCUGUUAACAUACUCAAACUCCUGCCUUCAGUACACACUGUGUAUUUCACGUGUUUAACUCAGGUGUCUUUAACUGAUCAAUGUUUCAGUUUUGUUAAUAGGCUACAUACUAUCUACCUCACUUAUGUUUGAAAGCUAUUUGAAGAGACUGGAUAGCUGAGAGGUAAAAUAUACUGCCAUUUUUUCCCCUGUAGAUUUCAAUAAAGACUUUUACAUAUUCA